Messenger RNA from Astrephomene gubernaculifera, 2169 nucleotides. The record is from the annotation of a GenBank genome assembly. NCBI's taxonomy places the organism in Eukaryota, Viridiplantae, Chlorophyta, Chlorophyceae, Chlamydomonadales, Astrephomenaceae.
GUCAUACUGUUCAUCCUUUCUAGGUACAAAUGCAUAGCCAGGAUAGCAGCUUUGGCGUCUUUACGAUUUAGGGCACUUGCAUCUCCGCCUGCCACUCACGGCUUGCCAGCAAACCGUGCAAGCCCAAUGCGAUCGUCUUGUUGCCGCCUCCUUGUUGGCGCCGCUCGCCAAACAGCCUUCGCGUCUUCUCGAGUUCCAUCCGCAGCAUCAGCGGCUGAUGAGGCCGGACCAGCCCUCUUCCACGCAACCACAUGCAUCAUCAACAACAACAAUUUAAACUCUACACCCUACCUAUCCUCCUUGCUCCUAAUCCCGACCGGCCUCCUCCCCCACCCCUCGUGCACCGCCUCCUCAGCUGCCUCCCUCCUCCUUCCCACCUCCCAUCGAGCCCUCGCCACCUCCACCCCCACCCACCUCUCCUCCGCCACAUCCCCUGAACCCCCCUCCUCCUCCUCCUCCUCCUCCUCCUCCUCCUCCUCCUCCUCCACCUCCUCCUCUUCCAGCCGACAGCCCCCCCGCAGCAAGACGCCCCGCCAUACCCGCCCUCCCGCUGUCACCCCCGCCACCAAACCCAGCCCGCUACCCGGUCCCCUCCUCCGCGGCCCCAAAAGCCCCGGAACCCCAGGCGCCGUCAAAGGGGGGCCGGGACCCAAGGCCGCAGCCGCCGCCGCCGCCGCCAAGUCCCUGGGCGGGCAGCGGCCGCUGCUGCCGCGUGCCGCCCGGCGUCAACUCGACGCGCUGCUGGCGGAGGUGCCGCUGCCGCCGCCGCCGCAGCUGAUGCCGUACAACGGCCGUACGGAAGCGGCGGAGGGAGCUGAGGGGGCGCGAAGCGUGCAUGUGACGGGGUUUUACCUGGGUCACCCGUUGCCUCCCUCCACUGCCGCUGCGCUGGUUGCUCAGCUGCGGUCCCGGCCGCUGGCUCCGGGGUUGCAGUUGGCGGCGGUGGCACCGGAUAGCGAGCACACGCUACUGGUGAUGAGGGCAGAAGCGGAGUCGGGGGCGGGAACAGAGGGGACAGCGGGUACGCUAGGUUUGGGGCAUGGAGCAGAGAUCAGCAUUCCAUUGACUUCCUCUUCCUCCGGAGGAGCAGGAGGAGCAGGCGGGAUAGCAGCAGCAGCAGGUGGGGGAGCAGGGACCCCAGCGGGCGCCCCUCCCGCGGAGGCUCAAGCAGCUGAGGUAGCGGCAGGGGAGGGCAGCGAGGCAGCUGCAGCGGCGCAAGAGGCGACACAGGAAGCGGCCAGCAGCAGCAACCAGCCAGUCCCCCCACCUACCUCCUGCAUGGCGAUCAUGCUGCUCGAAUAUGGGGGAGUCGCGUUCUUCAACGUCCCCGAGCCCCUCAUGCUGGCAGCUCUAGGGAGGCUGGCGGGACUGGCGUUGCCGCCCUCGCAGCUAGCGGAGCUGCCGCCGCUGCCGGGGGCUGCUGGCGGUGGUAUGACCCGUGGGUCGGUGUCGUCAGCAGGGUCGGCAGGGGGGGUGACGGCGGGUAUCAGUGGGUAUGGGCUGCAGGGAGCCGCUUUGGAGUCGUGGCGGGCGGCGGCCAGUGAGAAGCUGCACAAGGAGGAGCAGCUAGUGCUUGUGGCCGCCCCCCCGGCUGACGGCGCCCUCCCCCGCGGCCGGCCCAAGGGCAGCGGGGGGCGGUGGAUCCGCAAGCUGGAUGACGCGUUCCACAUCCGGGAGUGGGACAGUAUCAACCUGGAGAGCGCCGCACGGGUGGUCACCCAGUCCGCAGCCAUCCGCUGCUACAACAGCCAGUGCGAGGACAUGCUAGAGAGGUAUGAGACCAUCAUGCCCCUGGGAAGUGAGCCCUCCGAGCCGGCCAGCCUGGGCGAGCGGCUGAUGUGGUGGCGGAGCAGGCUGCCGCUGCGGGACCUGCGGCAGAUGGUGCUCAAGAGCUCCGGCAUCCGCGUGCGGCUGUUCAGCCGGCUGGGUCUGCGCGAGCCGCCCGCCAGCACCUGGGAGAGCGCGAGGCACCACGCGGUGUGGGAGGCCAUGCGGCGGGAGUUCGAGCUGGAGGAGCGGAGCGAGACCAUCAUGGACAAGACCGAGCUGCUGAAGCAGUCCUGUCUUGACCUCAUCUCCGCCAACAACGAGUCCUUCACGAAGCGCUCCGAGCUGUCCAUUAUCCUGCUCAUCAGCGCGGAGAUCGCGAUCAGCCUGACGGGCUUGCAC